Scatophagus argus is the source of this 2732-nucleotide messenger RNA. RefSeq names its product nuclear receptor subfamily 2, group C, member 1 (gene nr2c1). Gene Ontology annotation, biological process: cell differentiation; negative regulation of transcription by RNA polymerase II; anatomical structure development. The record is from RefSeq and is a predicted model, not a curated record. Gene Ontology annotation, molecular function: nuclear receptor activity; RNA polymerase II cis-regulatory region sequence-specific DNA binding; zinc ion binding. Lineage: Eukaryota; Metazoa; Chordata; Actinopteri; Scatophagidae. The coding region runs from base 228 to 2063 and encodes 611 amino acids. The transcript is spliced from 14 exons.
GGUUCGUAAGAGAGACACGAGGGGCCAGUAACACAGGAAGGGAGGGAGUGUUCAGUAGAUCUACAGCAGGGAGGCAGCCAUUAUUAGCUACAACAUAGCAAUAGCUAACCUAGCUCGUUAGCAUUGUUGUCUGGAGUUCAGUGCAUAAAAUUUAACAAUCGCAGGUGUGCGUGCCUCAUGGGGCACUGAUGUGAAAAGCAGUGGAAGAAGGUGUGUGAAGUAUCAGAAUGGAUGGACAAACCCAAAGGAUUCAACUUGUGUCAACAGACAGCAGUAUGGCAUUAGGACACAGAAUCCAGAUUGUAACUGAUCAGCAGACUGGCCAGAAGAUCCAGAUUGUAACCGCACUUGAGCCAUCUUCCCCUGGAAAGCAGCAGUUUAUCUUAGCAAAUGCUGACUAUUCCCCUGGUGGGAAGGUGAUCCUGGCCAAGCAGGAAGGCUCACCCAACAAGGUCAUCCUCACCACUCCAGACGGUUCUGGAGUUAACCAGCUGUUGUUUGCCUCCCCUGAACUGGCUGGGCAGCAGAUUCAGUUUGUGACCGAAGGGUCAGACCAGUCUAUUGUGAAGCCAGUUGUGGAAUACUGUGUUGUCUGUGGAGAUAAGGCCUCAGGGCGUCAUUACGGAGCUGUCAGCUGUGAGGGCUGUAAGGGCUUCUUCAAACGCAGCAUUAGAAAGAACCUAGUGUACACAUGCAGAGGCUCUGGAGAGUGUGCCAUCAACAAACUUCACCGUAACCGCUGCCAGUACUGUCGACUGCAGCGCUGCAUAGCCCUGGGCAUGAAACAGGAUUCUGUGCAGUGUGAGAGGAAGCCUGUUGAAGUGACCACCCGAGAGAAGUCCCUCAACUGUGCAGCCUCCACUGAGAAAAUCUACAUCCGCAAGAACCUGUGUAGUCCUCUGGCUGCCACGCCCACUUUUGUAUCCGACAAGGAAACUGCCAGGUCUACAAGUUUGCUUGAGUCAAGCAUGUUGCUCAACAUCCAACAACCCUUCUCCAAGCUGGAAAACACCAUCUUGAUUCCAGCAUCUCCUGAAAAGCAGGAUGACCCAUCUCAAGGUGACCUCGGCACGCUGGCAAAUGUAGUGACAUCCCUCGCCCACCUCAACAAGAACCGGGAGGCAAGUGACAGUGGCAAUGAUCUGAUGGGAGCUGAAACGCUUAGCAACGGGGAUAGCUCCAUGGCAGACAUCCAAGGAGAUGACCAAACUGCAAGUGAUAUCACACGAGCUUUUGACACCCUGGCUAAAGUCCUGCACCCAGGCGAUGGCACAGCAGGAGAGUCCUUGGAAGCCACAAUGCAGCUGAUGUCAGGGAACCAAACAGGUCCUGUGGUGGAGUUGGAAGGACCUUUACUCUCUGACUGCCAUUUCCCAUUCAAGCUUAUGAUGCCUUUGCCUGUGCCAGAGUACCUCAAUGUCAACUACAUCUGUGAGUCAGCUUCCCGGCUACUUUUUCUCUCUAUGCACUGGGCACGCUCUAUCCCUGCUUUUCAAACCCUUGGUGGUCAAGACAAUGACAUUAACCUGAUGAAGGCCUGCUGGAAUGAACUGUUUGCCCUGGGCCUGGCACAAUGCUCCAGCGUUAUGAAUGUUGGUACCAUCUUAAGUGCCAUUAUCAACCAUCUGCAGACCAGCUUACAGGAAGACAAGCUGUCUCCAGAGCGAGUGAAACUAGUAAUGGAACACAUCUGGAGGAUGCAGGAGUUCUGUAACAGCAUGCUCAAGCUCUCCCCAGACUCUUAUGAAUAUGCCUACCUCAAAGCCAUCGUUCUCUUUAGUCCUGAUCACCCGGGCAUUGACAAUACCCCACAGAUAGAGCGGUUUCAGGAAAAGGCCUACAUGGAGCUGCAGGACUACGUGACCAGGACCUACCCAGAAGAUUCCUAUCGGUUAUCCAAGCUGUUGCUGCGUCUUCCUGCCCUCAGGUUGAUAAGUGCAGCUGUCACCGAGGAGCUGUUUUUCGCAGGGCUCAUUGGAAAUGUGCAGAUCGACAGCAUCAUCCCUUACAUCCUCAAAAUGGAGUCCACUGAUUAUAAUAGCCAGGCGGUCCCCGGCGUCUGACUCACAGUGCAAUUUGUGAUUGCACCACUGGACUGUGAAAACUUGACAGCCAACCAAUCAGUGUACUCCGCAGAACGAUCACUAAGUGGUCAUAACAUACUGUAUUUAUGACACAGCGUCCUAUGGGAAAUCUGUUUUUGCUUUUACCUUCCUCCUGCUUGUGACUCCUCAGUAACAAGUCAGUCGAGCACAACUCACGAAGAGGACAAAUAAAAUAAACUCCAGGCCCAUUCAGGAACGAACCCUCAAAACCUGCAUAGUAGAUUGCGCUUUUUAAUGUACAUGAUAUUUUAUGCUUCAUCGCCUCCAGGCCUUUCCUUUUGCUGCAGAUCUCUGCUUUGAAGGAAUCAUGGUGCUUUGUUUUUCACCGCUUUCCUACAUGGUCAUGUGUUUUUUAUUUUCUAAAAAUUAUGAGAAAAAAAUCUUGUUAAUAUGAAUAUGUUGUUAUUGCUAAAGGUUCUAACCUUUUAUUCCUUAUUUGUUUGCUGAUCCAAAGGAUCAGGCGUCAACACAUCUGAAGUAAUUGUGUAUAUAAAGCUGUGUAUAGAAUGCACCAAGAAGGCAAUCGUGGGCAGCACUUGGUAAUUCAUGGAUUCCAUAUUUUGGACAAUUUAAUGUGGACAGAAAAUGAUGGUUAAGUCAUUUGAAAAUAAAAACACAUUUCAGUCA